Artibeus jamaicensis (Jamaican fruit-eating bat) is the source of this 186-nucleotide messenger RNA. RefSeq names its product serine peptidase inhibitor Kazal type 9 (gene SPINK9). The coding region runs from base 1 to 186 and encodes 61 amino acids. Lineage: Eukaryota; Metazoa; Chordata; Mammalia; Chiroptera; Phyllostomidae. The record is from RefSeq and is a predicted model, not a curated record. The transcript is spliced from 2 exons. Gene Ontology annotation, molecular function: protein binding.
AUGUAUUUUCAGACUGAUUGCAGUACGUUUAAAAAGUUGCUACCAGGAGAAGGGAGAAUUUGUUAUUCCAUAUAUGCACCAAUUUGUGGAUCUGAUAGCACAACUUAUAGCAAUGAUUGCACCUUUUGUGAUAAAGUUAAGAAAACUGACAACAAACGUAAAUUUGUACAUUUUGGAAAGUGUUGA